UGAUCCCUGUCCCGGUGCUCCCGAUCCCUGUCCCGGUGCUCCCGAUCCCUGUCCUGUCCCUGUCCCGGUGCUCCCGAUCCCGGCCCGGCCCCGGCCCGGCGUUCCCGGCCCCGCCAUGCGCAAGUUCUUCCAGGAGAUCAAGGCCGACCUGAAGUUCAAGACGGCGGGGCCCGGGCAGAAGCUCUCGGAGCCGUCCCGGGCCCCCAGGGAGAAGCCCAAAGCCGAGGCAGCCCCCAAGCCCCGCCAGGCCCCGACGGACGAGGCUCAGAUGGCGGCGGCCGCGGCGCUGGCCCGGCUCGAGCUGAAGCCUAAGGGAAAGGCGCCUUCCUGCUCCCAGGAAACCAUCAAGAACCAGGUGAGGAGAGAGCUGAUGGCCGAGGCAGCUGCCAGCGAGAAGGGGCUCCCCGAGGAGGAGAAGGAGCAGGAGGAAGGGGCAGCUGCUCCCUCUGUCUCAGGGGUCUAUUUUAUCUGCCCCUUGACCGGUGCCGUGGUGAGGAAAGACCAGAAAGAAAAGCAUCUACGGGAAGCCAUCCAGGCAUAUUUCUCCGUGGAUCCAGUGGCUGCUUCCAUCAUGGAGAUCCACACCUUCAACAAGGACCGGGAGAAGGUCCGGGUGGGCGUGGAGACCAUGGCCAAGUACCUGGACAACAUCUACCUCCAUCCAGAGGAGGAGAAAUACCAGAAAAUCAAACUGCAGAACAAGGUGUUUCAGGAAAGGAUAAGCUGCUUGGAAGGGGCACACAAGUUUUUCCAGGCUGUGGGGUUUGAGACGAAAACGCUGCCUGUUCCAGGGCAAGAUGGCCCCGAGGAGGAGCAGUUCUACGUGCUCAAGGAGGAGGUGCUGGCGCGGCUGGAGGACCUCAAGGACCGCAAGGAGCAGCUGCUGAGCUCGGAGCCCGUGCGGGCGCGGCUGGACCGGCAGCCCCGCGUGUUCCAGCCCUCCCCCGCGGCCGCCAGGUUCGAGCUGCCCGACGACUUCUACAACCUCAGCGCCGACGAGAUCCGCAGGGAGCAGCGGCUGCGGACAGAGGCGGUGGAGAAGUCGUUGAUGCUGAGGACAAGAGCCAUGAGGGAGAAGGAGGAGCAGAAGGAGAUGAGGAAGUACAACUACACCCUGCUCCGAGUGCGCUUUCCUGACGGAUACAUCCUCCAAGGGACGUUUUAUGCCCGAGAAGCCGUGUCUGUGCUCUACAGCUUCGUGAGGGAAGCACUCAGAGAUGACUGGCUGCCCUUUGAGCUGCUGGGGCCUGGAGGUCUCAAACUCACUGAUGAGAACUUGGCCUUCAAUGAAUGUGGGCUGGUGCCCUCAGCCCUCCUGAGCCUGUCCUGGGACGCAGCAGUCAUGGCAGACAUCGAGGCAGCAGGAGAGGAACAGCCCCGCAGCCCCCUGAGGCCGGAGCUCCUGGCCAGGGUGGAGACCCUCCCCUGAAAUAAAAGGGCAGUGGGUUCAGU
Empidonax traillii (willow flycatcher) is the source of this 1452-nucleotide messenger RNA. RefSeq names its product UBX domain protein 6 (gene UBXN6). The coding region runs from base 116 to 1429 and encodes 437 amino acids. Lineage: Eukaryota; Metazoa; Chordata; Aves; Passeriformes; Tyrannidae. Gene Ontology annotation, molecular function: protein binding. The transcript has 11 exons. The record is from RefSeq and is a predicted model, not a curated record. Gene Ontology annotation, cellular component: cytoplasm.